AUGAUGCUCCGUGGAGGUAAAGGAUUGAAAGUGAGCUGGGCUGGGACAGAGAUACAGGCUGGGCUAGAGGCCCAGACUGCUGGGGCUGAGGUAGAAGAAGCUGGAGCCUCUGAAGGCCCUAUAGGCACCGACGGGGAAACCAUGGGAGAACAGUCCUUAGCAGAACUGCCAGCAAUCUUUCGGGCAUUUAUGGGGCAGCAAGAGGCACGAGAAGCACGGAUGAGUGAAGAAGCGGCACGACAGGAGCAGCGCUUUAAAGCUUUACAACAUCAAUUUCAACUUUUGCAGCUGGAGGUGCAGGCUCGCACUUCUGUUCCAGAGCUAUUGGUGACAGGACCAGAGUCACAGGAGGUUUCUGAGGGACUCUACCCACCCCCACAAGCCCCAGGUAUGCUUGUACCAGGCCGUGAGCGAGUCAGUACUUUCACGGGGCAGCCCCGCUCCUUUAGUGACCCUAAAUUGGAAAAGUUAAUGGAUGACGAUGAUGUGGAGCAUUUUUUGUUAACAUUUGAAAGAAUUGCUGCAGCAUGCCGGUGGCCCAAGCUGGACUGGGUUUUUCGCCUCCUCCCCCUGUUAACUGGUAAGGCCAGGAGUGCGUAUGUUCAGAUGGAUUUGGAUGAGUCUAAUGAUUAUGAUUGUGUAAAAGCAGCAAUUUUAAGGAAAUAUGACAUCAACCCUGAGGCUUACAGACAGAGGUUUCGCUCUUCAGAAGUUGGACGUGGAGAAACCCCUAAAGAGUUGUAUGUGAGGCUGAAGGAGCUGUAUAACAAAUGGACUCAGCCCCAUGCUGCUCGCAGGAAGGGGGAACCAUGGAGUUAUGCAGCAUGGAAAACUGCCAGAGUCUCCCAUAGGCAAACACCCGCUCAGUACCCUCAAAAUCCAACAUCGGGGGGGAGUAAGCUCCUUAUGAGAGAGAAUCAGUCAGCAUCAAAGCAAGGUAAAAUACCUGUGUGUUAUCUGUGUGGACAAGAUGGUCAUAUCAAGUCUAGGUGCCCUAGGAAUCCAGCUAAGCUCACCCAAAUGUGUUUGGUGCCAUGUUCGGAAGUAAAACCCAUGUUGGGUGCACAUCAAACCAGGUCUGUUAAAAUAAACGGGAGACCUCUUAAAGCUUUAAUUGAUUCAGGUAGUGACCAGACCCUGGUUCAGAGACAGUUUGUACCCACCAAUGCAAUCAGUUUACUGGAGACUCUUCCCAUUUGCUGUAUACAUGGGGACGAGAAGUUUUACCCUACAGCGGAUGUUUACAUUGAGGUCGGUGGUCAAGUCUAUUUAUUAACGGUUGGCGUUGCUGAUCGUUUGCCGUUUCCAGUGGUCUUGGGCCGGGAUAUGCCAGUCCUUUUUGACCUGUUAUCUCCAAUCCAGAACUGUAAUAUUGUGGUUACCCGGGCCCGAGGUAAACGGGUAGAAGAACCUCCUUCAACCCUCAGUGGACUGCCUUUUUUUGGUGUUGACCUGGAGACGCGGCCUGGGAAGUCUAGGAAGCCACGGACCCAAAGGCGGCGUGAGAAAUUUCAGCAUACUGUUGUGAAUCCGCCAGAGGGUGUAGCUCCUGACAUGCUCUUGGGUUAUGAGAUCCCGGUUAACAUGGUGGAAAUGCAGCACAACGAUUCAAGUUUGGCUCCCUUUUUCCCGGGGGUAAGGGAGGGGGAGGCAAGAACUGAGGCUGGUGGACAGAAGGGAAAAGUAUUUCCUGCAGAAAGGUGUGUUGUAUCGACGGCAGGGGUCAGUAGUACAGUUGAUGGUCCCUAAUAUGGUUCGGCAACUUGUACUUACCUUGGGUCAUUCCAUUCCUUGGGCUGGUCAUCUGGGGAGACACAAGACUACAGCUCGUAUUAAACGGCAUUUCUAUUGGCCUGGCUUGCAGUCUGAUGUGGCUAAAUUCUGUAGAAGCUGCCCUCAGUGUCAGUUGACAUCAGCCAAAGGCCCUUCUAAAGCUCCACUUCAGCCUUUGCCUAUCAUUGCUACUCCAUUUGAGCGAUUGGGUAUGGAUGUUGUUGGUCCAGUGGAGAGGAGCAAAAUGGGUAAUCGGUAUAUGUUGGUUGUUACAGACUAUGCAACAAAAUACCCUGAAGUUUUCCCCUUAAAGUCUGUUAAGGCAAAGGCUGUGGCAUUUUCCUUGGUGCAAUUAUUUUCAAG
Messenger RNA from Brienomyrus brachyistius, 2136 nucleotides. RefSeq lists its product as uncharacterized. Gene Ontology annotation, molecular function: zinc ion binding; aspartic-type endopeptidase activity; nucleic acid binding. The transcript has 2 exons. Lineage: Eukaryota; Metazoa; Chordata; Actinopteri; Osteoglossiformes; Mormyridae. Gene Ontology annotation, biological process: proteolysis. The record is from RefSeq and is a predicted model, not a curated record. The coding region runs from base 1 to 1749 and encodes 582 amino acids.